CACAUACUCACUUUGAUACUUCAAUAUUUCCCAAAUCCCAAUUUGCCAUCAAACCCCCACCUACCCUGAAGAAGCUCUUCAAAGAAAAAUGGGUGAGAAAAGUAUAGCCAGAAAACCACCCCAUUGUUUGGUCUUAUCAUAUCCAUUUCAAGGUCACAUAAACCCCAUGCUUCAAUUCUCCAAGCUCUUGGUACAUGAAGGAGUCAAAGUAACCUUAGCCACCACACGUUUCUUCAUCAAGAACUUGCACAAUAAUAGUAACAAUAACUUGCCUCCUUCUAUAUCACUUGAAUCAAUCUCUGAUGGGUGUGACAAUGGUGGUAUUCAAGAAGCUGGUGGAAGCUACAAUGCCUAUAUACAACGUUUUUGGCAAGUUGGUCCACAAAGUCUCGUUGAUCUUCUAGAGAAGCUUGCUAAAUUAGGAAACCCUGUAGAUUGUAUAAUCUAUAAUUCAUUUCUAUCAUGGGCACUAGAUGUUGCCAAAAGAUUUGGCAUAGUUGGUGCUUCUUAUUUCACUCAUAGUAUGGCUGUGAAUAGCAUAUUCUAUCAUGUUCAUUUGGGAAAGAUUAAGGUUCCUGUAAUUGAGGAUGAGGUUUCACUUCCUUCUAUGCCUAAACUUCAACUUGGGGACUUGCCUUCUUUCUUCUUGACAUAUGAAGAAGAUGGACCUGUGCUUGAGAUGCUAAAGGGUCAAUUCUCCAACUUGGACAAAGCUGAUUGGGUUUUCUGCAAUGCAAUCUAUGAGCUUGAUAAGGAGGUUGUUGAUUGGACAACAAAGAUUUGGCCAAAGUAUAGAACCAUAGGACCAAAUAUCCCAUCUAAGUUCUUGGAUAAGAGAGUCAAAGAAGAUGAAGAAUAUGAUGUUGCACAAUUCAAAAGUGAAGAUUAUUGUAUAGAAUGGCUAGCAGAUAAACCAAAAGGGUCAGUUAUUUAUGUGUCAUUUGGGAGCAUGGUUCCUUUUGAUGAGGAACAAUUGAGAGAAAUAGCUUAUGGUUUGAGAAAUAGUGAUAGGUACUUCUUGUGGGUGGUUAGAGCUUCUGAAGAGACUAAAUUACCAAAAGACUUUGUAAAGAAAUCAGAAAAGGGUUUGAUAGUAACAUGGUGCUCCCAAUUGAAGGUUCUAGCACAUGAGGCUAUAGCAUGUUUUGUGACACAUUGUGGUUGGAAUUCUGUAUUGGAAGCUUUGAGCUUAGGAGUUCCAACCAUUGCAAUUCCAAAAUGGGCAGAUCAAAGUACAAAUGCAAAGUAUAUUGAAGAUGUUUGGAAAGUGGGAACUAGAGUUCCAAUUGAUGAGAAGCGGAUUGUGAGAAGAGAAGAUUUGAACAAUUGUAUAAAGGAAAUGAUGGAAAGUGAGAAAGGGGAAGAGAUAAAGAGAAAUGCCAUUGAGUGGAGAACUUUGAUGACAAGAGCUGCUAGUGAGGGUGGAAGCUCCCAUAAAAAUGUUAUUGAAUUUGUAAAUAGCUUAUUUUCUCUGUAAGUCUCAUAUGCCUUUGUUUGUUCCUUUCUUUGUUUUUGAUUAGACAAAAUAAAAACUUAGAUUACAUCAGAUUUGACUUAAUUCGCUUUCGCCAAGCCAUCUUGUAUGUUGUAAGAAAAAUACUUGCAUGUUUUUCUAUGUUUUUGGAUCAAAUAAGGUUGUUGUUUUGGAAUAAAUUUGUUAUUUUUCGUGGACUUUUUCCAUUCU
This is a messenger RNA of Arachis stenosperma, 1684 nucleotides long. RefSeq names its product UDP-glycosyltransferase 74G1-like. The record is from RefSeq and is a predicted model, not a curated record. The transcript has 2 exons. Gene Ontology annotation, molecular function: UDP-glycosyltransferase activity. Lineage: Eukaryota; Viridiplantae; Streptophyta; Magnoliopsida; Fabales; Fabaceae. Bases 89 to 1477 code for a protein of 462 amino acids.